GAAAGUUUAGACCCGUCUUCAACUGUCCUGAAUAAUGGCACAAUUUGAAGGGAUUCAGCUUGAGGUCACAGGCAAGGAUAGUCACACCAUGAAGAACUACAUACAAAGUUCACACGAUAUCCUGGUGUCUGCACUGUAUAAUAUUGAUCCCCUGCUUGACCAAAUGAUUGCUUCCCAUCUUUUGACCCAUGAGAAUUACUGUGAAAUUCGAUCUGAGAAGAUACCACCGCAGAAGGCUAGGAAGCUCCUUGAGAUUGUGCAGCUUCAAAUGAACGAGAGAGAUGCAUGGAAAUUUGUGGAAUGCCUGAAGAAAUGUAAACACCAUUACCCCCGUCUGAAGAACUGGCUUGCAGGGGAUAUUGGUAUCAAGCGUGGACAAACAGAGCAGAAACUACUAAAACAGGCAAGCGUAUUGUGUCAGCGACUUGGUCACCUGAUUACCCCCAUUGCCAUGAGGUUAUUCUCCAAUGAAACAAUUUCACAGUAUGAGCUGGAUAUUGUGCAGGGAGAGACCACACUCUACUGUCAAGCCCAGCAGUUGAUUAACAUCUGCCUGCAGAAAGGGGACCGUCCCUGCCAGAGACUCUAUGAAGCUCUACAUGAAGAAGACACAGUCCUGGCAGAAGACAUCAAUGCAGCUGGUUAUGAGAGAGAGUCAAUGUUUUCUGUCCAGCCAGAUCAAGAUGCAGAUGCAGAGCAGCCAGCUUCAUUAUCAUUUCAUAAUCCUACUCCUCAAGAGGAAACGCAGCCAGUCCUUUCCUUGCUGGAAGAUUUGAGACUGAAGUGUGGAUUUGGUGAAGAGAUUCAACUGCAACAAGUAGAGAAAGAGCUCAUCAGAGAGGCAAUGACGCUGCUACAGUUGGACACUAGAAGGACCAUGUCAUUAAAUGUGUGUGAAUUUGGUGUGUUGCUGGGACUACCGAGGAAGGUUGUCCAGGAAUGCCUUUUUGAACUUGAAAGUGCUGAAGAUGUUCAUCAGCUUGCUGCAGUGAUACACAUGUUCGUGGAAAAAACCAACAAUACUGAAAGACUGAGGCAGAAGAUGACUUCUGUUGACUUCUAUCACUUGCAAUUGUCACGGCGAGCAAAAUUGUUGUUAGAACUUCUUCAGAGCGGCCUAGCUGAUUGUCAUUGCUGUGAAGAAGUCACGCAGCAGCUUGGCAAUAUCUGUCUUUUCGUUGUGAGGGACUGCCUGGCUGAAACUGAAGAAGAUGCUUCUGAAGUACCAACCCUGGAUAUCAUGGAAUGUCUCCAUAGGCUGGAAAGGAACAGGCGUGCAGACAUGAUGAUCCUCAGGGAACUGGCUGAACUAUGGAGUGAGGGAGCAGCGGAAGACUUCCAGAAAAGUGUUCCAUUUAUUGCUCAGCUUGUUAAAGACACUUUCCCCCUUGUGGAUGUGAUGGAGUUUGAUGCAGUUCCAAUAAGGAGAGGUGUUUAUCGUUGCCACCCCCGGGUUGUCAAGCGAGUUACCAGCUUCAAAGGACUUCCAGCAAGAAUCAUUCAGAAGGUGAUUCAGCCCAACUCUCUGCUAUCAUUGCUGUCUGAGGAAAGAACAAGCUUUGGAAACCAGGAGCUGCUGGAUGGAGAAUAUACACAGCUAUGUUUGAAAACUUUAAACAUUCUUCAGAGGGUCCAGGACUAUCAGUCCAAUAAGAUGCCAACAAAACUUAACAGACAAUUGGACAAACAGCAAGUUGCCAUGGAAAUCAGGAAGCUCUUGGCAGCUGAAGAUUUUGGGUGGAAUUCCUUCGAUUCGGGCAUGAGGGCCCGGCUUCUGUCUUUGGUUGACUUUGAGCCCCUCUCCUACUACAUGUCUUUGUUCCUGAAACUUCAUUACGAUACCUUCCUUUCCUUAGCAGAGUAUUUAAAGUCUAAUGACAGGCAGAGAUUCCAGUUUGUUUUCGAAGAGGUUCACAUGUACCAGUGUAAUGGGGAGUUGUGCAGGGUGCGGAGUGUGCGGGACCCUGUGAAUAUCGAUGGGGGAAUGGAGGAGGUGUUCCAAUUUUCCACCUCCAACCGUGCUUCCUUUAUGGUCCAGCUCCAUUGCAGAGGCUAUGUUGACGGUGAAUAUUUCCAGUGUAACCGACCAUUCCUGUACAAGAUGUCCAAUUUAUCUGGCAGUUUGCAAGAAGAGGCUGAAAAAGUUGGCACGGUAAUUGCCAAACAAGCUGGCACAACUUGGUUACGAGAAAAUCCCGAUGGAGAGUUGAAAGAAAUUGCAGAGAGGAUAAUGCAGAGUUCCAGUGGAACGGUAGAAAUGGGAAGCUGCUGCUUCCUUGUCAGUUCGUGGAGUGCUGAGUGUGAAAUCAGGGUCCUUUACAAGGAUGACAUAAUCACCGCAACAGCAGAACGAAAUGCUAAUGUUUACUGACCAACGAACUGGCAUCAAAAUCCCAUCACCUCACCUUCUCUGGCUGCAGAGAGCUGUAUUCCGAAAUGGGUUUUCAAAAACUGUUUUCACUGAGCUUGUGGUUCAGUGAGUGUCUGAUGAGCAGCCAAAUUUGGGCCAGUGUUAACUUAAGGAAGAUGAUUGGCAAGUUAAACAAAAGCAGCUACUGGUUUGCUGUGCGAGUGAACAAUUUUGCAGGUAGAAAACUUUAAAUUCUUCAUUCUGACCUGUCAUCACCACCACCUCAACUACCCCUUCUUUCCUGAGCAAAGCAUGGAUAUUCUUGGGAAAGGAAGAUGGGAUCGGGGAGAUAAUACUCAUCCCGAAAACUUUCAGGAGUUAAGACCAAAAGCGUUUAAUUCAGAAACACUUUCCAUUCAUUUAUCAAUUUGAAAAUUACAUCUUAAGGUGACUAAUGUGAGAUCAAUGACUGCAGUGAGACUUACAGGAUAAAGAAAAUUGCUUGUACUGUAGGAGUUCAUUUUCUCAUAGUCAGAUAUCCUGUCUGCACUCUCAAUUCAAUAAUUCAUUGACAUUGUUUUGAAGAGGGGCAGGUACCAGUGUCCUGGUUAAUAGCUAUCCCUCUAUCAACAUCACUAAAAGCACAUUAUCUUGUCUUUAUCACAUUGCUGUUUAUGAGAACUUACUGUGUAUGAACUGGCUAUCAUU
Molecule: messenger RNA, 3058 nt
Organism: Pristis pectinata (smalltooth sawfish)
Lineage: Eukaryota; Metazoa; Chordata; Chondrichthyes; Rhinopristiformes; Pristidae
Exons: 10
Coding region: 35-2371 (778 amino acids)
Biological process (GO): regulation of apoptotic process
Source: RefSeq, a predicted model, not a curated record